Messenger RNA from Vitis riparia (riverbank grape), 3312 nucleotides. Its product is annotated as pentatricopeptide repeat-containing protein At1g73710. Gene Ontology annotation, molecular function: protein binding. Lineage: Eukaryota; Viridiplantae; Streptophyta; Magnoliopsida; Vitales; Vitaceae. The record is from RefSeq and is a predicted model, not a curated record. The annotation marks the transcript as partial. The transcript has a single exon.
GCUUCAAACUCUCAAUCAUCUUAUGGAAAUAGAGAUUUUUGGGGGUUUAAUUUCCACUCCCAGAACUUGGCAAAAAGUCUGAACUGUACUUUCCGCCCCACUUUAUCUUCGUCCAAGAUUGACAAAAGCCUAGGCAGAAAUGCAUAUUCACAUACCCAGAAGCAAAGGCUGAAUCCUAGAGGUGCUAGGGUUUUUCCAGGGUUUAAGCUUCAGUGUCAUUCCAGAACUGUCGCUUUGCCCAAAAAAACUUCAAUUAGUCGUAGAAAGAAGAAGUAUAGUGGUGUGCUGCCGUCCAUUUUACGGGCUUUGGAGUCUGAAAACAACAUCGAAGAUACCCUAAGUUCAUGUGGGAAACUGAGCCCAAAAGAACAGACUGUGAUUCUCAAAGAGCAGAGAAGUUGGGAAAGAGUUUUGCGGGUUUUUGAGUGGAUUAAAUCACAGGAGGAUUACGUGCCCAAUGUAAUUCACUACAAUGUAGUGCUUCGGGUGCUGGGUAGAGCUCAAAAAUGGGAUGAAUUGAGGCUGUGUUGGAUUGAAAUGGCUAAAAAUGGUGUUUUACCAACAAACAACACCUAUGGAAUGCUGGUUGAUGUGUAUGGCAAAGCAGGUCUUGUGAAAGAAGCACUCUUGUGGAUUAAGCACAUGAAAUUAAGGGGAGUUUUUCCAGAUGAGGUUACAAUGAAUACUGUUGUUCGGGUUUUAAAGGAUGCAGGAGAGUUUGAUUGGGCGGAUAGGUUUUAUAGGGAUUGGUGUGUUGGGAAGGUUGAAUUGGGUGAUUUUGAUUUGGAAUCUGUAGCUGAUUCAGAUGAUGAGAUAGGUUCUGCACCUGUCAGUCUUAAACAUUUUUUGUCAACUGAGCUUUUCAAGAUUGGUGGGAGAAGGCCUAUUUCGAAUAUUAUGGAUUCAUCGAAUACAGAUGGUUCCAGACGUAAGCCACAACUUACGGCUACUUAUAAUACUUUAAUUGAUUUGUAUGGUAAGGCGGGUCGUCUGAAGGAUGCAGCUGAUGUGUUUGCAGAAAUGUUAAAAUUGGGUGUUGCAAUGGAUACUAUUACUUUCAACACUAUGAUCUAUACUUGUGGAAGCCAUGGGCAUUUAUCAGAGGCAGAGGCUUUGCUUACCGAGAUGGAAGAAAGGGGAAUAUCUCCUGACACAAAAACUUACAACAUAUUUCUUUCUUUGUAUGCUGAUGGGGGAAACAUUGAUGCAGCCCUCAAGUGUUACAGGAAGAUCAGAGAGGUGGGACUUUUCCCUGAUGUUGUAACUCACAGAGCUGUUCUUCAUGUAUUAUGCGAGAGGAAUAUGGUUGGAGAGGUAGAGACUGUGAUUGCAGAAAUGAAAAGAUCUCGUGUGCGGGUUGAUGAGCAUUCUAUCCCUGUUGUUAUUAAGAUGUAUGUAAAUGAAGGAUUGCUUGAUAAGGCAAAAAUCUUUUUGGAAGAACAUCUUUUGGAGGAUGAGUUAUCAUCAAGAACACGUGUAGCAAUUAUAGAUGCUUAUGCUGAAAAGGGUCUUUGGGCGGAGGCUGAGCAUGUGUUCAUUGGAAAGAGGGAUUCAGGACAGAAGAAGGAUGUUGUGGAAUAUAAUGUCAUGGUCAAAGCUUAUGGCAAAGCAAAACUUUACGAUAAAGCCUUUUCGCUCUUCAAGGGCAUGCGAAAGCAUGGGACCUGGCCCAAUGAAAGCACUUAUAAUUCUCUCAUACAAAUGUUUUCUGGAGGUGAUUUGGUGGACGAAGCAAGAGAUAUCUUAGCUGAAAUGCAAAAAAUGGGAUUCAAACCGCAGUGUCUAACCUUCUCUACUGUUAUUGCAUGUUAUGCCCGACUGGGACGGCUUCCUGAUGCAGUUGGUGUCUAUGAAGAAAUGGUAAGGUUGGGAGUCAAACCAAAUGAAGUUGUUUAUGGAUCUUUAAUAAAUGGAUUUUCAGAAACUGGAAAUGUUGAAGAAGCUCUUUGUUAUUUCCGCAAAAUGGAUGAAUUUGGCAUUUCAGCAAAUCAGAUAGUGUUGACUUCUCUGAUUAAGGCUUAUAGUAAGGUGGGGUGCCUGGAAGGAGCAAAAACACUCUAUGAGGGAAUGAAGGAUUUGGAGGGUGGUCCAGAUAUUGUGGCAUCAAAUAGUAUGAUAAAUCUCUAUGCUGAUCUGGGGUUAGUGUCUGAAGCCAAGUUGAUUUUUGAUGAUUUGAGACAAAAGGGUAGCGCAGAUGGGGUUUCAUUUGCAACAAUGAUGUAUCUGUACAAGAACUUGGGUAUGCUUGAUGAAGCCAUUGAUGUUGCUGACGAGAUGAAACAGUCGGGGUUGCUGAGGGACUGUGCUUCGUUCAAUAAGGUAAUGGCAUGUUAUGCAACAAAUGGACAGUUGAGUGCUUGUGGUGAAUUAUUGCAUGAGAUGAUAUCAAGGAGGAUUCUACCUGAUACUGGGACAUUUAAAGUAAUGUUUACGGUGUUGAAAAAGGGGGGCCUUCCAACUGAAGCAGUAACACAGCUCGAAUCAUCUUACCAAGAAGGGAAACCUUAUGCUAGACAAGCUGUAAUAACCUCCGUCUUCUCUACAGUGGGUUUGCAUGCUUUUGCACUUGAAUCCUGUGAAACCGUCUUAAACGCUGAAGUGGAUCUUGAUUCUUCUUUCUAUAAUGUUGCAAUAUAUGCUUUUGGAGCAUCUGGAUCAAUCGACAAGGCUUUGAAAAUGUUCAUGAAAAUGCAGGAUGAGGGCCUGGAACCAGAUCUUGUUACUCAUAUUAAUCUUGCUGGUUGUUAUGGAAAAGCUGGUAUGCUUGAAGGUUUGAAGCGGAUUUACAGCCAACUAAAAUAUCGAGAGAUUGAGCCCAAUGAAUCCUUGUUCAAGGCUAUUAUAGAUGCCUAUAGAAGUGCCAAGAGGCAUGACCUUGCUGAAUUGGUUAGCCAGGAGAUGAAAUUUGCCUUUGACACAACAAUGCGGUAGAAUAAGAUGUGCAGAGAAAACCUUCUGCAACAAAUUCAAGUUAGAGGGUGCAGGUAACCAUGUAUGGACAGUGCAAGAACACAGCCAUUGAUGGAAGAUUUUGAAGGUGAUUUUGGGUUUGAUGAAUUACAUGUAAAAUCUGGAUGUAGGGGACAGUAAAUUGUUAGUUGCAAGGUGUAUUAUAUUUAUUAUUCAUGUUUUCUAGACAGAUAUGUAUGAAUAGAAGCUUUGACAUUUUGUUUCGGGAAUUUUUCCAUGCCUGUGCUGUAUUUUGGAUUCCAUAAGAGAUCUCUCAAAAUGUCUUAUCCCAGAGGACCCAGACCAAUUGAUGCCUUGGGAAGAUACCUAGCCAUUUGUAGCUCUAUACAAUAUACAAUCACC